This is a messenger RNA of Megalops cyprinoides (Indo-Pacific tarpon), 4623 nucleotides long. It is a transcript of the gene heg1, whose product is annotated as heart development protein with EGF-like domains 1. Gene Ontology annotation, biological process: heart development. The record is from RefSeq and is a predicted model, not a curated record. Gene Ontology annotation, molecular function: calcium ion binding. The coding region runs from base 218 to 3172 and encodes 984 amino acids. Lineage: Eukaryota; Metazoa; Chordata; Actinopteri; Elopiformes; Megalopidae. The transcript has 13 exons.
UUUUAGAAGUGAUAUGCGCUUCUGUCUCAGUCUUGCGCUGCGAUCUCUAAAAUAAUAAUAAAAAACCAUUACCCCUUUCAAUGGAGUUCAGGGAGAUCGGCAGGGAUCAGUUGGCUAACUGUUGAACUGGGUACACAGUUUCCGAUGGUGGCCCUGAACGACCCGUGGUUUUAUUUAUUUGGAUUUAAAUCGCCACCGCUUUACUCUCCUCAGCAUCAUGGAAACGUGCUCUGUGAUACAAACAGCCCGUCUAGUACUGAUCGUGCUCCUGAUUAUUUUAAAUUCUGUCAGUAUUGGGACGUUUACUGCGAGCAUCGACACAGAUCGUACUGCGAUGACGGAAUCUUACUUUCCCUUAAACACUACCGAUUUGGAAAAGAAUACCGCCCUGCCCACGGAGUUGACGAGCUCCGCUCCGCCGUCCUCCCGGGGCACCGACGCGGAAUGGGGAGAUUCUGCAUCGACUGAAAUCGCGGACUCCCUCUCCGGCUUCUCGAAGGAGGAACGACAGCCAACCGAAGCCAAUUUGGCUACUGAGGUGAAUGCUAACACAGGGGUCUUCAUGGAUACGGAGAGCUGGGAGUCCCCCUCCCAGACCGACAGCACCUACACAUCUUCCACCCUCAGCCGGGCUGGAGAGAGGACUCUGCUCUCAGUCACCACAAACAGUACCACCCCCUAUUUUGACAACACCUCCCCCUAUUUGGACAAGUCCUCCCCCUAUUCCAAUGACCCCUCCCACAGCUCCAAAAAUCCCUCCCCGUAUUCUCACAACCCCUCCCAUUAUACAGACAACCCGUCCCCUUAUUCAGAGGACUCUAAUUCCUCUGAGACCUAUUCACAGGGAUUUACUCCAGAGGGGCAGUCCAGGAGUACACUGGAUGGAGUCUCCACUGAUGGGGACACAUCUUCUGGGUUCACCCAGUCAGGAGCCACCUCUGGCUCCAUCCCCCACUUCCCCACCAACACUUCCCAGAGUGCUCCACCUGAGACAGGGUCGCCCUCUGAUGUCUCUCAGCAGUCUUUUGGCACUGUGGCGGACGGCACCCAGAACUCCACGCCCCCCCUCACUGUCACCGACAGUGGAGGGAGGGAGGGUACGGAAGCCACCAAUUCUGCCCACACCACCGGAGCUCAGACAUCCCAAGCCGAGACGUCCCGUUCAGGGACAGGGUUGCCCGUGUCCUUGGGACCCCCCUCUCCACCCAAGGAAGACCAGGCCACCGAAACAUCCAGGCCUGAGAAGGAAAGUACAGUCACUUCGGUGAGUGCCGCAGGGACCACCACAGAAUCGUCCACUGGCGCCUUCCGCACCACAGCAAUCAACCACACCGAGAACACCAAGCCUCUUGGCAGGGACAGUGAUGCCGGCCUGGCUUCCUCAACAGCGCCAGCUGUGGUCAAGGGUGAGGUUACAGCUACGGAGGACUCACUGACAGAAUUCUCUAGCCGCCAGCAGCCCUCCACCACUGAGACGGAUCGACUGGCAGACUCCACUGAAUCCCCGACGACCACUCCUGGCAUGGUGACCCAAAGAACCCAGUUCACUGAUGGAGACACCUACCGGGCCACGUCCAGCACUGCCAUGCCCGCCGUCACUACGUCUCCAUACAAUCCGAGCCCCACGAGUGAGGCCCCGACCCCACCCACCACCCCCAUCCCUGCACAGACCACCCCAGCACCCAAGGCCACACCCUCCACCUCCCAGCGCCUCCCCCCUCCCAGAACCGGGGGGACUGCGUCACGCUCUCACAGUACCACAGUGACCAGCGCUGUCUCCACCGACGUCACCACCCUGCACCUGGAGACCAGCACGGCCACACCCGGCAAAACCACCCACCGCAGCGGGCACACCACUGUCUCGUACAGUGCUACCGCCCCCACCAGGACGACACCUGCACACACCACCUGGAAUCACACUGAGAGAGCCACGACGUCAGCAGAGGCCACCACCAUACAGAUGCGUGUCAGAUCAACUGUGGCGCCAGUAAGCCCUUGUGACCCAAACCCAUGUGGGAAUGGAGGAACAUGUGUUGUUGAAAGGGAGAAUAGCCACAGAUGUGUGUGUUUGCCCUCUUGGACAGGAUCAGACUGCAGCGAAGAUGUGGAUGAGUGUGUGAGUGGCCCCUGCCCCUCGAGCGCCAAGUGUGUGAAUACGCGGGGCUCCUUCAGCUGCGAGUGCCCACUAGGGUACGACCUGGAGCAUGGGCGCGCCUGCACGCGGGCAAGGACAUUUCUGGGCAUGUUCCAGGUCACGCAUCGGCAGCUGAACACCACACACCCCAGGACCGCCAGCCUGCACGAGAUACAGAGAGAGAUCCUCCAGCUGCUUAAUGCCUCACUUUCCCCCAUAAAGGGGUACAGCCGAUCCACGCUAAAUAAAAGCGAGGGGGAUGGGACACACAUUUUGGCUGUUCACAUGUUCUCCAUGUCGGCGGAGGUGACCAGCCCGAAGGUGCUCAACACCAUCCAGAAAUUCCUGAAUGACUGCAUCCCGGCCAUGCCGCACUGUGGGGUGGCACUCCACCACAUGCUACGCUACAGCGCCAAGAGCCUGUGUGAAGUGCAGCGGACGCAGUGUGACACAGAGCGGGCGGAGUGCACCGACACCGCCGGCACCGCCUUCUGCCAGUGCCGCUCCGGCUACUUCAAACACAGCAGUGAGGACCAGUCCUGCAGAGAAUGUGGGGAUGGCUUUAAACUGGAAAAUGGCACCUGUGUUCGGUGUACUUUUGGAUUUGGGGGAUUCAACUGUGAAAACUUUUAUAAGCUGAUCACAGUGGUGGUGUCCCCAGCUGGUGGAGCUUUGCUGUUGAUCCUCAUCAUUGCUCUCAUUGUCACCUGCUGCAAGAAGGACAAAAAUGAUAUCAACAAAAUCAUUUUCAAGAGUGGAGAUUUUCAAAUGUCUCCUUAUGCUGAGUAUCCUAAGAGUAAUCGAGUCUCUAUGGAGUGGGGGAGGGAGACUAUUGAGAUGCAAGAGAAUGGAAGCACCAAAAACCUGCUGCAGAUGACUGACAUAUAUUACUCCCCUGCGCUACGCAACCCGGAACUAGAGCGAAGUGGACUUUACCCGUUCUCUGGCCUGCCGGGUUCCCGGCACUCCUGCAUUUACCCUGCCCAGUGGAACCCCUCCUUCAUCAGUGAUGACACACGGCGGCGCGACUACUUUUAACUGUUCCAAAGAUUGGGGUGGGAUAUGGGGGGCGCUGUGACCCAGCCUGUGAAUGGACCAUGUGAUAACAGUUGUCUCUUGUUUUGAAACAGGCAAGAUGAACGAGACAGACCACUAAAUGGCAAAUGAAUGUGAAUAAUUUUUUUUUCUUUUUUACUUUGAGAGGGCUUCCAGGUUUCCAGAGAGGAUGAUAAAGGACGUCCCUGCCAAACGAAGCAAUUACAUAUUGAUGGUUUAGUGCCAUAACAGGACAUUCUCACAAAACCCUUUGUUCCCCGUCUUUUUGUUACAAAUGAAGAAAGAACUCAUGAAGUGAUGUGUCAUAUUUAUAAUUUUUGUACAACUAUGCCUUUCACAGCAAGUGUUAAUAACUGAGAAUAUUGUGAAAAAUGUUUGGGGUUACACAGAAUGUUUAUGUUAACAUCAACAGGUUUGCACUAAAAGCAUCUCAAAGACAGAUUUGGUCAUAUUUCAGACAACUGCAGUAAGUCCUGAAUUAUUAAUUAUUAACUUGUUUUGAAGCUGUGCAUGUUAUAUCUUUAAAAAUGUGUGGUAGCCAAAACUGAGUUUGUGUGGAUGUGUGCCUGUGCACUUGCACAACAGAUUAUUUUGAUGUACUAUGUAUGUACGAUGUAUUCCCUGAUGUUUAGAAAUUGCUCAAAUUACAGAUACAUAAUGGAAAAGGUGCCUAGUCUGUCCUAGAGGUGUAAAGAUAUGUAAUGGAUCUUUCAUCGCUAACUGUUUGGUAAUUUUUGGUAAUGUGCAUAUUCCCUUUUAUGGAAUCAAUUUCAGUGACUGUGAAUAUCAUAAUGGAAAUGUGCAAUGAUGUAUUUAAGAAAGUUUGCAUUUUUGCAAAAUAGAAUCAAAUUACUUAAGGGAAUAUCAAUAUUAUGGUGGAUAUACAGGAUAAUGAAAGACUAGUAUGAAUUCAAAGGCACCUUUGAAUUAUUAAACAUAUCUUUGAUUGGAGUUUGAAAUUUGUUCCUGGUUUUCUAAAAAACUAAAACAGCACAAACCAAGUGAAUUGCUCUUAACAAGGUAAAUUUGUGAAUGCUCUGUACGUCCAACCAGACACUUUCCCUGGAUUUCACAGGGAUUUCCAGCUUGCAAUGAGGAGCCUAAUAAGUGUAUUUUGACAUGCUAGCAGUAUAGAGAUGUCUUUAUCCAUUAUUCAGAGACGUUCCUUGUGCGCAUGGACAGGUUGGUAGAGUUUGUUGCUUUCACUGUUCAUUCGUCCUCAAUGUAAUAUGUUCUCCAUUCACAGUUGAAAGCCUGCCAUCUUAAGUGGGCACAACCUGAGGCCUGCUCUUGCGUCAUCUGUUGUUUUUCAGAAUGCUGUAUGCUACUCCUAAGAUUAGUAUGUUUGUACGUCCCCAUUUGUGUUUAGUAUCACACUAAAAGAAAAUGUGUGUGUGUGUGUGUAUAUAUAUAUAUAUAUAUAUAUAAAUAUG